AUGAAUGCCAGCACCGCAGAUCUCAGUUGGCUUCCCGGCGAUGCAGACGAGCAGCUGGCGCUCGGGCUGCGAAUCAUUUCCAACGCCUAUAAAAGUCGGGUCCAGGCACUGGACAACGAUAUCAGGCAGCUGAAGGCUCAGAAUGCGGAACGUGGAGAACAGAUUGCCCUAUUUCAAAAAAAAUGCAACGCCCUGGAGGUUCAAUUGAUUGAACAGACGCAAAGAGGAAACCAGCUCGUGGAAGAGAACAAACAGCUUCUUACCACAACACGUAAACUGCAAAAAGACAUUCAGCGUCUAGAAAAUUUGAAGAAGGCAGUCCUCACUUCCAUUCAGGAAGACCGUCCAGAGGCUGACGAUUCCAGCCCUUUUCCAGUAAGCGAUGCUCCUUUCCAGACGACAGCAAGAAGAACUGUUGCCGAGCUAAGCGGAGUCGAUGACGUAGGCCUGAAAGGCCUCAGACUGGAUUUUCGCCGGGGAGGCCCUCCCCAUGGAGCAGUACUGACGGCCCACGAGGAUCCGUCUUCCAAUACCGAUGGUAGAGCUUUCUUUAAGGCGGCCCGAUGUCGUCUUUCCUUUGAAACAUUCAAUGCUUUUCUGGCGAGCAUCAAACGGUUAAACAAUCAACAGCAAGAUAGAGAAGAAACCCUCAGGACGGCCGAGCGUCUCUUUGGAGAUGCGAAUGCCGAUCUAUUCGAGGAUUUUAAGGCGCUCCUCAUGAGGCAUGCCUGA
Molecule: messenger RNA, 732 nt
Organism: Cyclospora cayetanensis
Lineage: Eukaryota; Apicomplexa; Conoidasida; Eucoccidiorida; Eimeriidae
Exons: 9
Coding region: 1-732 (243 amino acids)
Biological process (GO): regulation of DNA-templated transcription
Source: RefSeq, a predicted model, not a curated record